GUCUAUCAAACACUAACUCGGCUCUGGUGUAUAGCUUUAAACUUGCAUCCAUCCUGAAGAGGACUAUUCUCUUCAGUCAACGACGUUAGCGUCAUUUACGCGUUUAAAAUGACGCUGUCUUGAGUUGGCCUGCUGGAAGGACACGGUAAUGACCUUGCGGACGCGGUCUCGACUCGGCGGGAUAUCCAGGCUCCUCGCGCCGCUCUCCGCACGUUUACGCAAACACGUAUUUCAGUGCCGCUUCUGCGACUGCAGUACCACGAUGGCGGAGGAGGCGAAAAAGCUCGCUGCCUACGCUGCUGUUAACAACCACAUACAGCACAACCAUGUGGUUGGAGUGGGUAGUGGCUCCACUAUAGUCUAUGCUGUGGACAGGCUAGCUGAGAGAGUAAGGCAGGAGAAGCUGAACAUUGUGUGCAUUCCUACAUCUUUCCAGGCCCGUCAGUUGGUCCUGCAGAAUGGUCUCUGUCUGUCUGAUCUGGACAGGUACCCAGAGCUGGAUGUAGUGAUUGAUGGAGCUGAUGAGGUUGAUGCGUCACUCACUCUUAUUAAAGGAGGCGGAGGAUGCUUGACUCAGGAGAAAAUUGUAGCUGGCUGUGCCAAACAAUUCAUUGUCAUUGCUGACUACAGGAAGGACUCAAAAAUGCUGGGGCAGCAGUGGAAGAAGGGCGUGCCGGUGGAGGUGAUCCCCAUGGCGCAUGUACCUGUGUCCAGGGCCAUUGUCCGCCGCUUUGGAGGAGAAGUUGUGCUGAGGAUGGCUGUCAGUAAAGCGGGCCCUGUGGUGACUGAUAACAGCAACUUUAUCCUGGACUGGAAGUUUGAAUGUGCCCAGAACUGGAAAGAGGUCAACACAGCCAUCAAAAUGAUCCCAGGUGUGGUGGAGACGGGCCUGUUUGUGGACAUGGCCAAGCGAGUGUACUUUGGCAUGCAAGAUGGGAGUGUGAAGACCAGAGACUGUCCGAUCCAUUAAAGGAGAAAGACCCCAACAAAGGCCACCAUGACACCUCAAGUGCCAGUGGAGUGGGUGUGUUGCUGCUGGGGGAGGGGCAUGCCACUAGAACACGCCCUGUAAUCUUACAAAGCUUUCUGUAUUGAAUUACCCUUUCGCCAAUCACAGAGGAUCAUAGAGAUUAUUUCAACACCCGCACCCCCCCUUUGUUGUUGUUGUUGUUACUGCUGCUGUUUUUCACUCAUGUUGCAUACUAUUUGAACCUUAAGCUGCUAAACCAGCCUGGCCUCCAUCCUGUGGGCUCAAGUGCAGCCUCGAGAACAUGACCUGCAUUUCCAGACAGGGAUCAGAUCUAGUCUUGGGCUAAAUUAUUCAGUUGUAAUUAUUCAUGAGUUUUAGCUUGGGGCUAGAUCAAAUUUUAUCUGAUAAAACAGAUUUUGUUUUUUUUUUUUUUGCCUUGUUUUUCUACAAAUUCAUGUUAACACUGCCGCACACUUAAAUCUUCCAGCAACAGGUUUCAUUUUUUUCUGUGAUCUUUCAGUGUCCUUUUGUACUGAUUUGCCUUCUUUUGAAAACUCACUUGUGGUGUGGGCUUUUUUAGUUAACAAAACACGAGGGAUUUUUAAAAUCAACACUGCAUGUAAAUAAUGUUCACAGGUGCACUGGUACCAUUUUUGGUGCUGGGUGAAUACCAGUCUUUAUUAUUAAUAGUAUCAUCUGCUACAUGCUAUAUCUACACAUUUGCAUUCCAUAUAAUUUUGUACGUGUGUUGCUGUUUCACAUAUUACCUAACCUUUUGUAAUCUAAGAAAAAAUGUAAUGCAGAUUAGAUUCAGAUUUUUGUUUAUUUUUAUAAACUGUCCUUAAUUUCAGGCUGUUUUUAAUAUUUUGUACUCAAAGUUUUGGGGGGAAAAGAAUUCUGUUGUUGACUUGAAGUUGAGGGUUUUUCUUCUUUUCUCCUAUUAUUCAGUACUUACAAACACCUAGUAGCAUUGGGGUACUCCAAAAACAAAUAAGACCUUUGCUAGGUGAUCAGUGAAGAUCCCUGAAACAUAGUAGUAGAACAUUAGACAGCCAGUGUUGACUAAAGUCAUAUGAUAUAUACAUGUGCCUGUAGGAAAAUACUUUCAUCAGGGAUUGGAAGUUGUGCUGAGUACAGACUCAGUUCAAGUCACCAGGCCUUAAGUUAGAUAAACUGGGCUGUAUGUUAUGUAAUUCAGAAUAUUUAACUUUCCGGUAAAGUCACUGUUAAUUCUGAAUAAUAUAGUACACACCAGCUUAAUGUCGAAGGUUCUGUACCAAUAGUACUGUGACAUUAAUGUUUUGGUUAAUGACCACGAUCAAGAAUCACAUGAUGUGCUCAGGACUGAAAACUAAUCAUGUAUUAAAAGAUUAACAAUCGGC
Messenger RNA from Electrophorus electricus (electric eel), 2352 nucleotides. It is a transcript of the gene rpia, whose product is annotated as ribose 5-phosphate isomerase A (ribose 5-phosphate epimerase). The record is from RefSeq and is a predicted model, not a curated record. Gene Ontology annotation, cellular component: cytoplasm. Gene Ontology annotation, biological process: D-ribose metabolic process; pentose-phosphate shunt, non-oxidative branch. Gene Ontology annotation, molecular function: ribose-5-phosphate isomerase activity. Lineage: Eukaryota; Metazoa; Chordata; Actinopteri; Gymnotiformes; Gymnotidae.